AUGAAGAAACGUAGCGAACACACAAUCUUCAUCAGCGGUAUAGAUACGAAUAUAGGAAAGACUUAUGCCACUGCCUAUCUUAUCAAAAAGCUAAGAGCGGAAGGCUUUCGCUGUACCUCUCAGAAGAUGAUACAGACUGGAAAUAAAGAUUAUUCCGAAGAUAUUCAGAAACAUAGAGAGCUACUUGGCGAAAAGCUUCAGGAAGAAGACCUCAACAGAACGACAGCCCCUAUUAUACUUUCCUAUCCAGCUUCGCCCCAUCUAGCGGCAAAGCUGGAUCAAGUAAGCGUUGAUCUUAACAAACUCAAUCAAGCAACCAACAUAUUGCUAAAUGAUUAUGAUUAUGAUUUUGUGCUAUUAGAAGGCGCAGGAGGACUAAUGGUUCCGAUAAGAGAAGAUUAUCUAACACUUAACUUUAUUCAAGAAGAAGCCUAUCCCCUAGCCCUAGUUACCUCAGGUCGUUUGGGAAGCCUGAAUCAUACGCUACUAAGUUUGGAAGUCUGUAAGCUACGUCAGUUGGAAGUACGCUACCUCAUUUAUAACCAUUACCCUAAAGUGGAUGGCAUCAUAGAGACUGAUAGCCUAAACUACCUUUCUCUGUAUCUAGAAAAGCAUUUUCCUGAGACUAAGCUCCUUGAACUAGAACUUAUUGAUUAA
Globicephala melas (long-finned pilot whale) is the source of this 657-nucleotide messenger RNA. Its product is annotated as ATP-dependent dethiobiotin synthetase BioD 2-like. Gene Ontology annotation, molecular function: ATP binding; magnesium ion binding; dethiobiotin synthase activity. Lineage: Eukaryota; Metazoa; Chordata; Mammalia; Artiodactyla; Delphinidae. Gene Ontology annotation, biological process: biotin biosynthetic process. The record is from RefSeq and is a predicted model, not a curated record. Gene Ontology annotation, cellular component: cytosol.